This is a messenger RNA of Filobasidium floriforme, 714 nucleotides long. RefSeq names its product putative FAD synthetase. The transcript is spliced from 4 exons. NCBI's taxonomy places the organism in Eukaryota, Fungi, Basidiomycota, Tremellomycetes, Filobasidiales, Filobasidiaceae. Gene Ontology annotation, biological process: FAD biosynthetic process. The record is from RefSeq and is a predicted model, not a curated record. The annotation marks the transcript as partial. Gene Ontology annotation, molecular function: FMN adenylyltransferase activity.
GAGAAUAUUGCGCUGUCUUACAACGGUGGAAAGGACUGCAUCAUCCUUCUACACCUUAUCGCCGCUUGUCUGUACCGUCGACAUCAAGCUGCGCUCCCAGGAGACGGCUAUCUCUACCCUCCCAUCCCCGGAAUCUAUAUCGCUCCCGAUUCGCCCUUUCCCGAGCUCGAGCAAUUUGUGUGGGAUUCGGCGGCAUAUUACAACCUAGAUCUCGUACAAAAGGGAGGAAGCAUGAAAGAGGCGCUCGCAGACUUUUUGGCGAGCGAGGUCGGAAGCAAGACCAAGGCAAUCCUCGUCGGGACGAGACGAACGGACCCUCACGGAGCUAAUCUUUCCGCUCGCGAUCCUACGGAUAACGACUGGCCGAGUUUCAUGCGGGUCCACCCGAUUGUGGACUGGGACUACCAUACAGUCUGGAUCUUUUUGCGCGAGCUUAGCGUGCCUUACUGUGGACUCUAUGACGAAGGAUAUACCUCCCUUGGCUCGACGUACAACACGCAUCCAAACCCAUAUCUCGCGGACCCGGAGAUGGAAAAGGGUUUCGCUCCAGCCUGGAUGCUGGAAGAUGGGUCCCAGGAAAGGGCCGGGCGAGAAGUAACGAAUCACACACAGCAAACCGAAACCGAGCCCGAGAUAGGGGGUGAGGCGGCCGUCGCCGACACUUCGGGUGAGAACGCGCAGGUUGCCGAUUCGACUGCGGGCGGAGGAGAGUAG